Vitrella brassicaformis is the source of this 5698-nucleotide messenger RNA. Lineage: Eukaryota; Vitrellaceae. The record is from the annotation of a GenBank genome assembly.
GAUGAAUCGUUGUUGACCAUACGGACACACAUUACACAUGACACAUUGUCAAGACUUAACAAAUGUAGCUGGCGAUAUGUGUCAUGACAACAGGGUGUGUUCUCUUCCAGCGAGUUGAUAUCCAGAUCACUCGGAAUCUUCCUCUUCCUCUCCGUAGGAUUGUUCUUGGUCCUCAACCUCCUCGUCUUCAUUGUGCUGCUGUUCGUGCAUCACCUCGCCACGUUCACCCCCGCUGUCGUCCUCUUCCUCAGAGCCGUCUUCCUCAGAACCUUGCUCAGACGCCUCAUUCUCGUCUUCACCGUCAGCUUCGCCCCCCUCUGCUGCAUUCUCACCAUCAUAGGUGGCUGCGGGCCCGCCCUCAAUGCGACCAACCUGAAGCUCGUCGCCGUUGCCAAAAUCGGGCGCCAUCUCAGCAACGGCGGAGGCCGCCUUGUGCUUUUCAGAGUGCUGCGCCAGGGUGAUGGCACCCACCGGCGAGGCAGUCGGUGCGGCGACGGGUUGGGCAGUGGGUCGCAAUGCUCCAAGGGAGAGUGCAGACAAGUCGAAUGGCGGUCUGACAGAUGGGGGGGGAGAUGGAUAAGGUCUCGAGUGCUCGUCGUAGCCACCAAACGCCUUCAGCCGCUCAAUCGUCUUGGCCUUGGCGGCGGUAAGGUCGGCGAGCCUUGACGAGAGGGAGUCAAAGUCCUUGACAGAACGUUGUGUGCUUUCUUGGUCCUGUGAAAUCGGAUAGAUGCAGAUACGUGAAAGAUGCAGCUACGCGGGCAAAAUGUGUGUGUACCGGUUGCUGCGCAAAGGUAGCUAAGUGAUCAAGAGCCCUGCAGGGGUAUGUGAUUGCUUCGCAUGCCAUGUGCAUCAAUUGAUGUGGGGGUGACUUACCUGUGGUAUUCGAUGCGCGUCGAGAUGGAUCGCAGAACGAAAUCAAGCACGACUGGCAACAAUUCAUGGACCUGGGCGCGAUAGGACAAGAGGCAGGAGAUCUCAUGCACGUGUGAACCUCCGUCAGUCGUGCUUCGCCAUCUCCUGUCCACCUUUGCCUCUUCCACUUUGGCAAUCUCCCUGGCCCGGUCUGCUGCUGCCGUCAACGCCGCUGUGCACACAGCCUGAACAACAGCCCUCAGACACACAACGGUUGCACGAGUUGACAUACGCCAGAUUGUGACAGAGAACUCACAGGCGUGUCGAGGUUGUCUGCGGGAAGGGCAAGGACUUCCACAGGAGAAGGUUCCACACCAUUCAUCCUCGCCUGGCCGCCAUCCCCCUCUGCCUUCACCCAAGCUGCCUCCUCUCCUUUAACCGGCCCGUUGGCCCGUGAGUGGUCGCCCGCUGGCUCCUGCUUGACGCGAGCUUCAUCCGCAGACUGGUCUAUCUUUGCCGUACGCGACGCGUCAUCCAUGGCUAUUUCCAAGGCGAGAGCGAGAGCUGCAUCAUCUUCCUGUUGCUCGCCACUGUUGCGGGUCCUGUCUUGUCCCGAUGGCUCUGAAGGCUCCUGCUUGACCUUGACCAGCGGGGGACGGGGGGGUUCGGGUGCGGCCUGCUGUCGCUGCGUGUACUCGUGCACUUGCUCCAAUACCUGAUUGGUGCACAGAAAGAGUGCAUUUAUGAUUGUCCGGGACAGUGGUGGUGUUUGGUUGACCUCGAGCUGAGCAGCCUUGGCUGCAAAUGCGGCCACGAUUGGAUCCACAUGUGUGGCCAACAUGUCCAGCUGAGCGUCGAGAAACAAUGAUGAUUCCACACGUCUCGGGUGCAGCAUGAUUUGAUGUAUGUACCUGUGCCUGCAGAGGGUUGGACAUGUGCGAAAGCGGCAGUAGGGUCGUCUCGCCUUGCAUCAGACUCUCAUAUGCCCCCUGCAUGCGCCCACUGCAGCACACGCAACAGACUCUCAUACAGAGAGUAUGUGCCGCUUCUUUUUGUUCCUCUCACAUUCGCGGCCUAAAGUGUGAUGUCGUCUGUGCGGACAUCUCUUCGGCAGGCAGGGAGAUGAAGUGCAGGAGACACUCCUCAGCCGCCCUCCCGUGGCCCACUUGGCUGGCUAUCCUGUCCCAGUCCAAGGAAUCGACAUAGCUCUGAUGUUGGGUUGCAUCGAGGGGGACAGGCGGAUGGCCGAGGGACUCCAAACCCGACUCGAUAGCGCCUGCACGGGAGGGGCAAUCAGGUAGGGAAAUGUGUUGUACUCUGGGAGUGCAUGCCUGCUAUCCUGUACCGAUGAGCACAGCUGUCUCUUCUUUCGUCCACCGCCAUUCCUCACAGGCCACGGGCAGACAGACCUGAACGGGAAAAGGAGGGUGGGCUGGGAGAGCCCCUUGGUGCUCGUGUUGUCUUGUUACUUUCAGGAAGCUGGAGGACGACAGGUGUGCAGGAUAACGCCCAUUGGCGAAGCACUCGAGGCACCAAAUACACCGAUCCAAAACGGAAGCAGACACAACUGAACCACACACAUUCACACCCCGUUCAUCCAUCACUGAGUCGUGCCGCUCUUUUCUUCCCCAUCGGUUCCUGCUGACCGUGUUCCGUCAGGUGCGGCCGCAUGAUGUAGUAGGCGUGACGGCAGACCUUGGCGCACGCCGUACAUCUGUGUGGGCCCAUUGGUGUCGGUGCAUUCGGCCACCCACGAGUAGAUCGCAGGAGAGACACUUCCAGGUCAUUGUGGCUUUCAGGCGACACGGCGCUACGAGUGGCGCGGGCAGACGGAGGGGUGCUCCUGCGGGGGCGAGGGUACAGAAGGGAGGGAGAGGAAUACAGGCCUGGGUUUUCAUCGCCAUCCGUCAAAGGCGUCGCCACUCUGAUGUCCUCCAGCCGGAUGUGUUUGGGUUUGCCUCUGACAGCUCCCCAGAGGGGCGGUGGGCCGCUGUGGGGCUCAACCUACCAACAGGGACACAUUGGCACCAUGAUUGGUUGACUUGGUGAGUGAGUCACAUUCGUCCGUUGGUUGGUCACCGCGUAAUUAAUGAGGCCCCAGUAUUCGAGCCAGAGGUGCAGCUGCAUUACCAGACGAGCGUCGUACUCCCGCCCUGUGUGCGCCGUUGACAAGACAGACAGACACACUGGCCUCGUCUGCCAAUUGUGGUGUGGCUCAUUGUCUGUCUCACCGAGUAUGUGCCACGCAUCCUCACACGACAAGUACCUUGAUGGGUCGCCCCUGAGGGACAGGCAGGCACACAAACAAACAACAGGUAGGUCAGAGCUGGCACCUGCCUGUGCAGUGGUUACCGAUACACAUUGAUGAGAGUGUCUCUGAGCUUUUUGUACGUGGCCUCCCGCGCCCGAACAGGCAGCAACCCACCUAUCCACAUCGACCCCAACACAGUCGUGGUACACAAUGCACGUAGUGUAUUCGUGUAUCACCCACCUCUCGAGCCAGCAAAAAUGGUUGCCAAUUGCUCCCUCUCCAUCGGGCCCGUCCCACUGGGAUCGAACCAGUGCGGGAGACCCUUGCGACCCAUCUCCUCCCUGGCCUGGCUCAUAUCAGUGCUGUCAUCACGCCGCCUGUCCACGUGAGUGGGGUCCGAGAUGACAGACUGGAGGUAUGUCGAGGUGUUGCGGCCCAAGAGGUCCGUUGCAUUGAUGAGUGUGAAGUUGCUGGUCGUGUGCAGGAUUGAAUGUGCACGACCAUGGCUGCUGGCGAGCGGAAGCCUGAGAUGCAGUCGUAACAGUAUGAAUCUCUGACUCAACCACUGUUCCUGCCUUGGUAACCCACCUGACGGCAUCUGCGGCGAUUGGUAUCACCCUAUUGUCGCUUUCCCUCUCAUGCUCGGUCGACGGGGCGUCGUCCCUGUGCCUCUUGCCUGGGGGCUGGCGCACAUUAACGAGCCUCUCCACUGCACUCCAGUUCUCGGGCGCCUGCUCGCUCACUGGCACGGCCUUGACCUCCAUCAUCUGUUUCUCCCGCCUCUUGGCCUGCUCCUGUUCGGCCUUCUGCUGCGCCGCCUCUGCCUCCUCCCGACGCAGCUGCUCCAGAAAGGGCACAACAUAGCUGUCCCGCGCCUCAACGUCGUCAUCGGACACCUCAUCGUCGUUGCCCUUGAGUGCCGAGCGGGACAGAACCUUGCUGAGCGGCUUCUCAGCGAUCCUCACGUGCGUCAGCUUGGCCACGCUGGGGCGACACAUCAACUCGAAGCGCAACGGAUGCUGCUGCGCCAACGCCCGCCGCUUGGACGGCACAUCGCCACCCGUUGCCCGCGGGCUUGGGGCGUCCUUGGAUCGCACACUCACGCGCUCAAGAACGUCGGUGUCCACCACUCCUCUGCUAGCCGCUGGCUUCUUGAUCCGUCUGCUCGCCCGCACAGACUGGGCAGGGGGUGAUGUAGGUCGCGCCUGGGACGUUUCGCCUUGAUCCCUGUCCUUCUCCUUCUUGCGUUUCUUGUCUCGGUGUCGCUCGCUGUCGUGGUCUUCUCGCCUCCUCUUUUUGUCCUUGUCCUUCUUUUUCUUGUCCUUCUUGCUCUCCCUACCAUCAAUCUGGUCCACCAUGGCGGAAUCCGCAACCCCCUCCGGCGCUUGAGCUGUCUGUCGCCUUUGCUGCUGCUCCUGUUGCUCCCCCUCGGGGAGUACGGGGAUGGGUGGCUGAGUGAGGAGGGUCUGCAGAGGCAGCUGUUGCAGCUGAAGCAGCAGCCUGGGGUCGAUGACGUCGUCGUGCACCUCGUAGUCAAGCUCAUUCAUCCACUCGCCGAACUUGGCCAGGUGGUCCAUCCAGAGGUGUCCCACCUUCCAGCGGCCGUCAUCGGGGGGCGUCGGGGGGCUCUCCUCAAUUGGCGCGUCAGCAUCAGGGUGGGUCCACUGGUCGUACGAGUCAGGGUGGUACCACCAGUGCACGAAUGCGUAGCCUUCCGGACCACCCGACUCGAUGACGCGGUAGUAGAUGCCGGUGCUCUCCUCUACUGACGCAUCGUCACGAACCACUAUGUGGGUGGCGUCCAUGGGCGAGGCCACCGGGUUGCCGCCGUACUGCUGGAGAAUCUCCGCAUAGCGCGUCUGUGUGGCGCGGUCGAUCGACUGGCUGUCGAAGUAGACGUGCGGCACCACCCAUAUCCGUGACUCCUGAAGAGCGAACCGCAGCUCAUUCGUCAGCUGGUACGGGUAGCUGCCCGACAGGGCUGUCGCCGAUGACAGAUCGAUGUGCGCGACGAGCGGAUACUUGGCCUGCUGGGAUCGCCUGAAGCUGAAGAGGGCCUGGCAGAUGGUGAACAGCCCACCGCUCUGAGAUGGCCGGCAAUCGCGGAAGAAGCGAGUCGGGAUGUGCAAGCAAGAAGGCCUCGGACCAGAACCCUGAACGCGGCCGGACACACAGAGAGCUGACAGUGAGCAAGUCCUCUUCCUUCAGAUGCGUCAGUUUUUUUCAGAUGCGUCACUUUUGUCCCUGAGGCAUGCACGCAUAUUCAUGGUUGACCUGUGGCGUGACGGCGAUGUCCUGAAAGGUGAGAAACUGCCAAACGAAAAGGGCGAUGCCCUGUGGUGAGCAGAGGGGGUCGUUGUGCACCCAUGUGAUGGUUUGCUUGAGGAAGGUACACAGCUCCGUGUACCGCGACAGUAGGUGCCGAUUGAGGGAUGAGGGGAGGCCCGGCUGCUCGCUGUAGCGGGUUGGACGAGCUGACAUCAGAGGAAGCUCACACCAAGCUCACACUCACUUCCAGAUCCAUAACAGCUCGCAGCCGGUCGGCAGAUCUGCUGCGUCGGCAGAUCUCCGAUUGGGCGAGGGAGCUUUCAC